UUGAAGAGAGCGUCUAUAAGGAGACAUGGGUACAAAAUAGAAGGCAAACGAAAGAGCGCAUCAAGAAUGGCAUCCAGAGACAAGAAACCAGCUAAAUCAUCCAACACUCGAGGUAUCCGCACUCUCUCCGAUCUCAACCGACGCACCGGUCCCGAUUCCGACAGCGACGAUGAUGCUCCUCAAGAGUACUACACUGGCGGCGAGAAAAGUGGUAUGCUUGUUCAAGAUCCUCAAAAAGGUAAUGGAAAUGAUGUAGAUGCCAUCUUUAAUCAAGCCAGGCAACUGGGAGCUGUUGAAGGUCCCCUUGAUCAGUUGGGUCCAUCUUCAAGCUCAAGAAGCUUUAGUGGAACUGGUAGAUUACUCUCAGGAGAAACUUUACCAUCUGCUCCUCAGCAACCGGAGUCUGUUGUUCACAAUAUUGUUUUCUGGGCUAAUGGUUUCACUGUGAAUGAUGGGCCUUUGAGGAGAUUAGAUGAUCCUGAAAAUGCACCUUUCUUAGAGAGCAUCAGAAAGUCUGAAUGCCCAAAGGAGCUUGAGCCUGCAGAUAGAAGGUCCUCAAUUCAUGUCAAUUUAAUAAGAAGGGAUGAAAAGUGUCCUGAACCGGAGAAGCAGAAACAUGUUGCAUUUCAAGGUGUGGGGAGAACACUAGGUAGCAGUAGUACUCCUGCAGAAACUGAAGGCUUAGUCGAUUCAACUCCUCUUAGCACCGCUCCAACUCCUUCCGCUGGCCUAGUUGUGGAUGAUACAUUGCCUUCGACUUCGAUCCAGCUAAGGUUGGCAGAUGGAAGCCGCCUGAUUGGCCAUUUUAACUACCACCAUACAGUAAACGACAUUCGAACUUUCAUAAAUGUAUCAAGAGCUGGUGGUGCUCAGAAUUAUCAGCUGCAGCUGAUGGGAUUUCCGCCAAAGGUUCUAAAUGACCCAACUCAAACAGUAGAGCAAGCUGGGCUGGCCAAUUCAGUUGUUAUUCAGAAAUUCUAGCUAAGCCGGAUUAUGAUUGUGAACUUGUUUUGUCAGUCAUUAAUAUGCUGCUUAUCGUAUGUGGUCAAGCAAUUCUAAGAACAUAUUGGACCUCCAUCUCCAUUUCCUAUAAGAUUGAGAUGACUUUGAUGGGUGGUUAUAUGAUUAUUGGAAUUCGAUUUUAAGGUCUAAAUUGCUUCUGUACAUUGUGUUAGUUUGUAAUUAUGUUGCUUUAUGCACUUGUCUUAUUUUUGCCAUGA
Mercurialis annua (annual mercury) is the source of this 1220-nucleotide messenger RNA. RefSeq names its product plant UBX domain-containing protein 4-like. Gene Ontology annotation, molecular function: ubiquitin binding. The coding region runs from base 67 to 981 and encodes 304 amino acids. NCBI's taxonomy places the organism in Eukaryota, Viridiplantae, Streptophyta, Magnoliopsida, Malpighiales, Euphorbiaceae. The record is from RefSeq and is a predicted model, not a curated record. Gene Ontology annotation, biological process: nuclear membrane reassembly; Golgi organization; autophagosome assembly. The transcript is spliced from 4 exons. Gene Ontology annotation, cellular component: cytosol; nucleus.